Molecule: messenger RNA, 2283 nt
Organism: Tricharina praecox
Lineage: Eukaryota; Fungi; Ascomycota; Pezizomycetes; Pezizales; Pyronemataceae
Product: kinase-like domain-containing protein
Exons: 4
Coding region: 230-2266 (678 amino acids)
Biological process (GO): mitotic DNA damage checkpoint signaling; protein phosphorylation
Cellular component (GO): nucleus
Molecular function (GO): protein serine/threonine kinase activity; ATP binding
Source: RefSeq, a predicted model, not a curated record
GCCGUUCGCUUCACGCUUCACGCUGUCACGUCUUUCUUUGUGAUCCCUGUCGCGUUUUUUCGCUACACACCACCACCAGCACCAGCAGCAGCACCACCACCGGCGAGACCAAAACAACUUCUCAACUUCACAGACCACACCUUACGAAACGACUCGCGCAUUCCCACGACCCCGCGAGACAUUGUUGCUCUCCCUUGUCGCGGACGCUGUCUAGUCUAUUCAGGCCAGCAUGGACUCCACCCGCGAAUCUCCAAGCGCAUACCACACGCCGGUCAAGAAACCGCCUUCGCCGAUAUCGCAUGCGACGUCGUCCUACAGCUUCUAUGACGAGAACGUCGAGCGCCAGAUCGCGCUGCGAGAUCCGGGCCUGGCAAAUCUGAUUGAGCACAAUAAGCGGCAGCGCGCUUCGGGGGCCUACAGCAUUACCACUACUACUGCGCCAACUACCGUCGCCACUGGUGCCGCACCAUUGAGUUCGCACACUGAAGAAGAGGAGGAGGAGGAGGAAGAGGAGGAGGAGGAGGAGGAAGAGGAGGAAGAGGUAGAGGCGGAUGGCGGAGAACGGGGAUAUAGUCACAAUCACAAGGACAGCCGCCAGCCAGAGUACGACGAAAUGGAUGAGGACCACUCGUAUGCGGAGGAGGAGGAGGUGGGCGAGGAGGAAGAUGAGGCGGAGGAGGAGUAUGAGGACGAGGAUGAGGACGCGGAGGGUGAGGAUGAGGAGGUUGAGGACGAAGAGGUUGAGGAUGUGAGGGAUCCGGCGGAAACAGAAGAUCUACAGGAGGAGAGUGAGGAGGAGCCAGAUGAAAGGCGUGGAAAUGCCAAUGUCAAUGCUGAGAACGGGAUCAAGGAUAGGCGGCGUGCAGCUUCUCGAAGUCCUAGUUAUGAGGAUAAAGCCAGGGAGGAUGACGACCGGACGGAUGGGGAGGGUACGGAGGAUGAGGAUGAGGGGUCUGUGUACUCGGAAUGUCCAGAAGAGGAAGAGGAGGAGGAAGAAGAAGAGGAAGAGGAUGAGGAAUAUGCCACAGAUCCUCUGGUCAUAGAGGAGAUUGAGAAGUUCCAGACCACGUUCCGCGGCAUUGAGAAACGAUUUAGGUUGAUAAAUAAGAUCGGUGAAGGAACUUUCAGUUCGGUGUAUAAAGCGGAAGACCUACUGUACGAUAGAUACGACAACAGCUGGGACCUCGAGGACAUACCCCCGCCACGACUGAACGGCAGUCGUCCGCCAAAAUACGUAGCUAUCAAAAAGAUUUAUGUCACCAGUUCACCAGCACGAAUACAGAACGAGCUGGAACUUCUGCACGAUCUGACAGGCUGCAAAUCCGUCGUUCCGCUGGUUACCGCAUUCCGGUACCAAGACCAAGUUGUUGCGAUCCUGCCAUACUUCCGACAUGUUGAUUUCCGGGAAUACUUCCGCAACCUAACAAUAAACGGCAUGAUCUUGUACUUCAAAUCGCUCUUCACCGCGCUGGAGCACGUGCACGCCCACAACAUCAUCCACCGGGACAUCAAGCCGACCAACUUUCUGUACGACUUCUACAAGGGCCGGGGCGUGCUCUGCGACUUUGGCCUCGCCGAGCGCGAGGGCACCGACACUUCGUUCUGCGCCUGCCAGCAAUCCAGCGGAGAGCGCAAAGACCUCCGACUACCCUCGUCGAUGACCGCCAUGUCCCAGGGAUACCCAAAAAACGACUCAAGACCCUCCCGCCGCGCAAACCGUGCGGGCACCCGCGGCUUCCGCGCUCCAGAGGUGCUGUUCAAGUGCACCUGCCAAACAACCAAAAUCGACAUCUGGUCCGCGGGCGUAAUCCUGCUCACAAUCCUCAGCAAGCGUUUCCCCUUCUUCAACAGCAGCGACGACGUGGACGCCAUAAUCGAGAUCGCGACGAUCUUCGGCAAGUCGAAGAUGCGCUCAUGCGCCGCUUUACACGGGUGCAUAUUCGAGACGACCAUCCCGACGAUCGGCGAGAAGGGGUUCACGUUAGAAAAGAUCGUGCUAUGGGCGACGAACCGCUCCGCGGGCGGCGGCAGCAGCAGCGCAGACCAGGAUUUACUACCAGAGGGGGAAAAGCUGGCGUGUCAGUUCCUCGCGAGGUGCUUUGAACUUGACCCCGCGAAGAGGAUUAGUGCCGCGGAGGCGCUGGAACAUGAUUUCCUCAACUAUGUCGACCCUGACGAGGAGGAGGAGGAGGAGGAGGAUGGGGAGGAAGGGGAGGGGGAGGAUGAUGAUGCGGACGCGGACGGCGAUGAGGAGGUAGAUAUCUGAAUUGAGAACUGGAUGUG